Messenger RNA from Punctularia strigosozonata HHB-11173 SS5, 2058 nucleotides. RefSeq lists its product as uncharacterized. Gene Ontology annotation, biological process: termination of RNA polymerase II transcription. Gene Ontology annotation, molecular function: mRNA binding; RNA polymerase II complex binding. Gene Ontology annotation, cellular component: cytoplasm; mRNA cleavage factor complex. The transcript is spliced from 7 exons. The record is from RefSeq and is a predicted model, not a curated record. The coding region runs from base 30 to 1955 and encodes 641 amino acids. NCBI's taxonomy places the organism in Eukaryota, Fungi, Basidiomycota, Agaricomycetes, Corticiales, Punctulariaceae.
CGACCUUCCACGACUGCAUUUAAGACGCAAUGUCUGUCUACCCCCCGCCGCCCCAUUCCUAUGGUCAGAUGGGUUAUCCUACGAGCUACGCACAGCGCGGACGCACUGUACCCGCUCCUCAAGGGGCCUACGGCGUACCGCAACCAGGACCAUCGCAUCCCGUCUUUUACGAUCCCAACAGCUUCAGGAGGGACUAUACCUCCCGACUAGCAGAACUCACCAUCAACUCUAGGCCCAUCAUCCAGUCGUUGUCGAUGAUCGCGCAAGAAUACUCUCGUUGGGCAGAAAUCGUUGCGCAAUGCCUCGAGGCGCACAUACGAAGGGUACCGCCAUGGAUGAAGUUACCCGCCUUUUACCUCCUCGACGCUAUAUCCAAGAAUGUUUACGAUCCCUAUGCGCGGUUUUUUACGCCCUUCGUCAUUGGACUCUUCCUCGAAACUUAUCAUCAGGUGGAUCAGCCAACGCGCAGCAAGAUGGAGGAGAUGCUCCUGACAUGGAGAACGGGAGGGCCUCAUGGCAAGGAACUAUUUGGCAUAGGACCUCAAGUUGCCAUCGAACGCGGGAUUUGGGGCAACGACUCGAAUUUCGGCCAACCUCAAGCGGCGCCUAUUUCAAGACAGCAGGUUCUUAGCGAACUGGACUUCACGCUAGGCCAGAAGGAGCGGAUCCUGCAGGCAAACCCGUACGACACUAAUGCUCAAAACCAAGUGAAUGUGUUGCGGCAGUUGCAGUCACUUGUGAAUGUUGGUGUUUCCCAGGGUGAACUGCAACAAAUCCUUACGCAACUCCGCACGCUUGCACGCACGUCCGUUCCUUCGCAUGUGCCACCACCUCCUGUUCCGAAUGCGUACCCUCCUCCGGUAGCGUCGUCUUCGACUGCACCCUACCCCUAUCAGUCGCAGCAGCCUCCCUAUGCUUCCGCACCCCCGCAACAGAUGUACCAGCGAUCGCACGAGUAUUCAUCGGUACUCAGUAAUCCGCCUGUAGCUCCACUUCCAGCCCCUUCCACUGGUAAUACCUCAUCUGCACCCAAUUUAGAAGGUCUGUUUAGUGCCCUCGUCAAAGCCGGUGUAGUGCCACCCAGCACUGGGACGCCUGUCGGCGCUGGUGCGAUUGCGAAGGCUGAAGAGACCAAGUUGGACAUCGCCGACCCCGAACGAGAAGCCUCCCGUCGUUAUAGGAAGCAGAUCCUCAAACACAAGAUCAAAUUGACUAGCGCCGAGAUUACGAAGCAAAGGGCUCCCAUCGUCGAAAUCUUGUAUGAAAGUCUCCCCUCGCAAUGUAAGCAGUGCGGAGUGAGGUUUGCAGACGACACAUUGGGGAAAAAGGCGUUGGAAGACCAUUUAGACAUACAUUUCCGGCAGAACCGGAAAGCCAGUCAGAACGUUGGGCGCGGUCAUAGUCGCAGCUGGUUCAUUAGCAUAGAGGACUGGAUACGUGAUGCAGAAAAUUGGAAAGGCAAGCGACCAAUGGAUGGUUCCAAGCGGCUGACUGCGAGGGAGUCAGCUGCUGCGGAAGCCGCUAAGCUCGACUCUGAACUGCGAGCUCAAUUUGUGGUCGUGCCUCCGGGUGAUGAGGCCAAGACGUUCUCGUGUCCGAUAUGUAAGGAGAACCUGAAGUCCGAGUUUCUUGAGGAUGACGAGGAGUGGGUGUGGCGAAACGCCGUCAAGAAGGACGAUAGGAUCUUCCAUGCGACUUGUCAUGCGGAAGCCGCAUCGUCCAGCACGCUCGCCGCGAGGUUACGGACGGAAACAUCAGGUAGUGGACGAAGUCGUUCUGGAACUCCAGAGACUUCGUCAUCGCGCGCAUCACCAGGCAAGAAGUCUGAAGUGGCGAGGCUAUCGCGGUCUCCUGACUCACGACUGGCAGGAACUAAGCGCAAGGUAGAAUCCCGGGACUCUGUACUAGACGGACGCGGAACGCCGCCGAUGAAGAAAGUGGCGCUCUCUUCUUGAUUUGAGACGGACAGCACAGUUUUGAUACAUUAUUACAUCACAUAGCUAUCGGAACUUCAUCUGUAAUUGUCUACGCACACAAUGAUUUAGAUGUGUAAGCUGG